AUGCAAUACACGCCUGCUGAGCUGCUCGACAUUCGUGGAGCAGCCGACCCCGACAAGGAGGGAAUAGUGGUCCUGGUUGUCGACAAGCCAAGACAAGCAAUCCCAUUCGGUGAUUUCAAGAACAAGACAGAGCAGCUGGCCGCAGGGUUGAUACGCAAAGGUCUGCAGACUGGAGACAGGGUGGCCCUUCUCUGCCCACACUCGAGUACUCAAUCUGUGAGAAUACAAGAUGGCGAUCUGGACAGGAUGCUGAAGCACCAGGCAACCAUUGACAGUGACAUGAUCCAUUGCUGCUAUUGUACUUUCGGAAGUACGGGAAAUCCGAAGUUUGUGGCUAUUUCGGGUCACUGGAUGACCAAUAGUUUCCGUGCAUUCUUCAAGAGUGAACGAGUACGGGGGGACAGAGGCUCGACUCUUCUCAGUGAUCCCAUUGAUAUCAAAGUUGCGAAGACAGGCAUCGGUCUUGACAAUGAGAUAAAGAUCAUUGAUGAGAACGGUGUGAUUGUCCCGGUUGGAACCGAAGAAGAGGUGUUCGUCGGGAGCCCGUUCAUGUUCGUUGAGUAUUUAGGAGAUGAGGAGAAGACAAGCCAAGCCAAGGAUUCUAUGGGCUGGUAUCACACUGACGACAACGGAGUCCUGGACGAAAAUGGCUACCUGACAAUUCAUGGCAGGAAAUCAGAAGUCAUCAUCAAAGCGACGGUGAAGAUUUACCCUUCGGCGAUUGAGAAGGUCAUUCGCAAGCAUACCAAAAUCCGCCAAGCGGUUGCAUCAGGGAUUCCUCAUCCUGUCAUCAAGGAGGAGAUAUGCCUGUGCAUUGUGGCGGAGUCGGGUGCGGAUCUAACUGCAGAGGAUGUGCCUGUUUACUGUAAGGAGAAGUUCCAGUGGGAUGAGACGGGUUCGGGUUCGAUGCCUGACUAUGUCCUGCUGUUCGACAAAUUUCCGGCUGGUGCGACUGCGUGGAAGACAGAGAGGAGGAAGAUACGGGACGAAGCUGUCCAGCGGGUUGGGGCGGACAGAGAGGGGUGUCGAUUAUAG
Molecule: messenger RNA, 1035 nt
Organism: Lineus longissimus
Lineage: Eukaryota; Metazoa; Nemertea; Pilidiophora; Heteronemertea; Lineidae
Product: medium-chain acyl-CoA ligase ACSF2, mitochondrial-like
Exons: 3
Coding region: 1-1035 (344 amino acids)
Source: RefSeq, a predicted model, not a curated record